CCAUGUUUCCAUUCAGUAGAUGUUUGUUUUCAUUUGUGCUGCUUGUGUUUCUUGUUCGUUGGUGUGAUGGUGCGAUUAUAGAAAAGAAAGUGCAUGUAAGGAUCAUCAAUGACUUGGGAAAUGGCUCAGAUCUUAACCUUCACUGUAAAUCCAAAGAUGAUGACCUUGGGGUUCAUGUCCUUGCCCCUCAUCAAUUCUUUGAAUUCAGUUUCCGACCAAACUUUUGGGUUACUACGUUGUACUUCUGUAGGUUCUGGUGGGGAGAUGAAUCCCAUUGGUUUGACAUAUACGUGGAGCGGAGGGAUGUGGGCCGAUGUAACAAGCAGUGCUGGUGGACGGUAGCUGCAGUUGGUCCUUGUUUACUGGAUGCAAGAGUUCAACGAUACACUCUUUGCGAAAACUGGAAGGACCAAAAGCCUGAGGGUUCAAGUCAAGGACCAAAAGCUAGAAUGUACAAUGACAACAAACAUUUGGAGGGCAAUGAGAAAGAGGGAAAUGCUAUCAUCAUUUAUUAAUUGUUACUUGCGCUAUGUAUGGUGAAAAUAACUCCAUGUAGAUAAAUUUCCUUAAUAAUAUCUACAGGCUCAAGAAAAUCAUUGUCUA
Vitis vinifera (wine grape) is the source of this 603-nucleotide messenger RNA. RefSeq names its product S-protein homolog 18. The coding region runs from base 3 to 515 and encodes 170 amino acids. The record is from RefSeq and is a predicted model, not a curated record. NCBI's taxonomy places the organism in Eukaryota, Viridiplantae, Streptophyta, Magnoliopsida, Vitales, Vitaceae. The transcript has a single exon.